AUAAUGCCUUACAAAUGGGAGCCACGAAAAGAGCAUGUUUUGGCAGAAGCAAUUCGGUCCAGGCAACUACACCUGUAGGAAACAAUCAAGAAACGCAACAAAACUCGAGAGUUUCUUCGGGAAACCAGCAACAAUUCAGCAACCAUCGUGUAAGAAGAUUACGCUCUACUAGUCAAUCGACGUCUUCAACGAGCUUGAACAGUAUAAACAAUAAUAGCAGCGGCAGUGCUGCAGGAAACACUUCCUGCGUAUCUGCUGGUAAUAAUACAACCAAUUGCACUGGAAGCUCCAGCAGUACUAGCAGCAGCAGCACUUAUAACGCUACAAGUACGAACAACAAUAUCACUACCUACAACCACAACAAUUGCAGUACUUUAAGACAGCAACGCCACCAUCAUCUUCAUACAAUUCGAUCUAGUACUUCUAGUACAAAUUCAACGGCAUCCAACACGGGGGGUUUAAUCUCAAGAGUAUUCGAACAUAGCAGUGGUAGCGGUAGCAGCAAUAAUUCAUUGAAUUGCACAAACACCACUGUAAAUACUGUUGCUACUGGUACAAUAUCAACCGGCGGCGGUUCAACAAACAAUCCUUGCUCUAGCGUAGUGACAGCAUCAGGUGGUGCCGGUGUAGGUGCAGGCAAUCAUUUUCGUCGAGUAUCCCCUGGUGACAAAAAAAUCCAUUCACAACAUAAAAACGAUGACAAGAUGGAUGAAAGAAGGCAACAACAGCAGCGCACCCCUGUUAAACAACAUCAACAAACGCGCGAUACAACGCCAACCAGUCGCAAAACGGGAAAUCGGAAGGAUGAAGGAGGAGCAGGAGGAGCUUUGGCCAUCAGUGAAACGUCACCAAAGAAACACGAUACAGUCCGAAGUCACGGGAUGAUCUCAAAGGUGUCCUCCGUGGUCACUGAUAAAGAAGACAAUGAGGCUGCCGAGUCGAUGGUAGAAUCCAACACAACGGAUCACGUUGAGGCCAACGAAAAUAUGGAAGUUGCGACAACUCCUCUGGGUGAUGAUACUGCCGAGGAUCAUCACCCAACUGGAUCGACGAAAAUGCUUCCCGAGCAAGCAGAAAAAGAACCCAUGACCAUAUGUCAUGAAGAAAAUUCGACCCCGGAAGCAAAAGUGACACGUCGAUCAAAAACAGCAACUAAAGACUCUGGUAUAUACGGUGAACAGCAACUAUCCAACCACCACUUGGACGAAAACGGAGUGGCAGAAGAUGAAAAAGAGGGGGCUCUUGAAAACGAUGAUGUCGAAGCAGGUGUACAGAUACGUCAGACGGGCCCGGAAAAUAUUCAUUCUGCGGGUGGAGGCUCGCGUGAGUCGGAUAGUUCGCAAUGUCGGACCAUACUACGGUUUGUGCGUAAAAGUCUUGAAAACACAGCCAUGUCAGUGAUAUAUUCGAAAAACUUUAUCGAAAAUGAAACUAUCGAGACGGAGUAUCCACGCAAUCUCGAUGAUAAUAUUGAAAUUUUAAGUCGAGAGGCAGAAAACUUGGCUCUGCAGUUUAAACCUUCUGAAGAAAAGCUGGUACAGUAUGGUCCAAUCUUCGAUCUAGAGAAAUUUGAGGAACAACGGAAACAGCAAAAGAAAGAAGAUGAUGAAGAUGAAGCUAUCGGCAUAUCACCUUGUGGCCGGUUUCUAAAAUACGAUAAGGAGGUUGGUCGAGGAUCAUUCAAAACUGUUUACCGUGGGUUAGAUACUCAAACCGGUGUAGCCGUUGCAUGGUGCGAGUUAUUGGAGAAGAAAGUAAAUCGGGUUGAGCGAGCGAGAUUUCGCGAGGAAGCAGAGAUGCUUAAAAAGUUACAACAUCCAAACAUUGUGAGAUUUUACAAUUACUGGGAAGCGGCACCAACGGCUGGAAACAAAAAGAAAAACAUAGUACUCGUUACCGAGCUGAUGCUUUCCGGUACUUUGAAAUCGUAUUUGCGUCGAUUUAAAAAAAUUAAUCCCAAAGUGCUGAAAUCUUGGUGUCGGCAGAUUCUAAAGGGUUUGCAUUUCUUACAUUCACGCACGCCACCUAUCAUCCAUCGUGAUCUGAAAUGUGAUAAUAUAUUUAUAACCGGAACGACAGGGAGCGUCAAGAUAGGUGAUCUAGGAUUAGCCACGCUGAAAAACCGCAGCUUCGCAAAGUCGGUUAUUGGUACGCCGGAGUUUAUGGCACCCGAAAUGUACGAGGAACAUUAUGACGAGGCAGUGGACGUGUACGCUUUCGGCAUGUGCAUGUUGGAGAUGGCUACUUCAGAGUAUCCGUACAAUGAGUGUAAUACACCGGCCCAGAUUUAUAAAAAGGUAACUUCCGGUGUGAAACCACAAAGUCUGGAAAAGGUGGAAAAUCCAGAGGUGCGAGAGAUCAUCGAACGAUGUAUACAUGAUAAAAAGGAAGGAAGGCCAACGUGUAAGGAGCUGCUGAACUGUGAAUUUUUCUGUGAAGAUAUCGGUAUCAGGUUGGAACCCAUAUCGAAGGAUUUGUUCUUAACAAACCCGGAGAAUGUGCGCAUGGAGUUUCGUUUGCGCAUCAUGGAUCCAAAGAAGCGUGUUAACAAACACAAAGAGAACGAAGCCAUUCAAUUUGACUUCGACAUUCGUGUUGAUGAUGCUGAAGAGAUUGCAAACGAAAUGUACAAGUCUGGUAUACUGAUGGAAGACGAUUCUAAGACUGUGGCUAAGAUUCUCAAAGUUCAGAUUCAAACAUUGUUGAAAGAACGAGAAGAGAGAGCGCGACAGCAGCAAGUAGAAAAAGAUAAAGAAGCUCUUCAGAAGCAAGUAAUGAUUGCGCAGCAAUUGUAUCAGCAACAGCAACUACAGCAGCAAUUGGAAAAUGAUCUGCAAGUGACCGAACUUCAAGUACCGCAGAUGACACAACCAAUGCCUGUGCAACUACCGCAACAGCAGCUGCCUCAAGCUCAACCCCAAGGAUACUAUCAACCCUCUUCGCUUCCAUCUUCACAAACACAGCAAAUAAUGUAUCAGCAGCAGAUUUCUGCUCCUGUGGGCAAUGAGCAGCUGCAGCAAACCUUUCAGCAACAAUCAGUUGGGGGUCAGUUUGUUAUAGGCCAAUCGAUUCCAUUGCAGCAGCCGAUGGCACAGGUUAUUCAACAGCAGCAGCAGCAGCAGCACCAACAGUUCCUUAAUCAGAUGGCAUCAACUCAAACGACGCAGUCUAAUCUGGCCGUAACGCAACAAUCGAACUACUUACAACAGCAAGUGUUUGUCGAUCCCCAGCAGCAUCAACAAUUUAUUCUUCAGCUACAACAGCAGCAAGCGACGCAACAAGGCCAGUCAGGAACAAAUUUGUAUAUGGGUACACAGCAGCAGUUGGUGCAACAACUAUUCCAACUGCAUCAACAAAAUGCUGCUAUGUUGCAGCAACAACAACAACAGGCCGACUUGCAAGAACAGAUUUCAACAUUAGAGCAACAGCUCCAGGGCAUUAUCCCAAUUCAUAGUCAACCGACCCAGAACAUACAACAGCAGCAGCAAAUACAGCAGCAACAACAUCAGCAAAUACAACAACAACAACAACAGAUACAACACCAGCAACAGCAAAUACAGCAACAACAGCAACAGUUAAAAUUACAGCAACACCAUCAGUCGCCACAACAACCACAACACCAAAUACCGCAACAGCCACAACAGCAAACGGUGCAACAACCGCAGCAACAGCCACACCAGCAUCUUCAGCAGAUGCAAACGCAAACUGUUUACAUACAACAACAAUCUCAACCCCCUACACAUAAUCCUACGAAUAACCAGCCACAGCAAAUACAAGCCAAUCCAAAUAUCUACAUGCCGCAACAACUAUGCGACACGUCGGUGCAGUUACACCACUCUAUGCCAAAUCAAAUUGGAAUUUCCCAACCACCACCGCAACCUAGCUCCUCGACCACGAUUUUAGUUCAUCAACAAGUAGUUGCCUCUCAGCAACCAGCAUUGUCGUCACCACACUUUAUCAAACAGCAAUCCCCAUCUUUGCUGAAUCAACAGCAGUCCCAAUCUCAGCAGACACAAAUGACUCAGACAAAUCCGGUGCAGAUGGGGCAACAGCCUUCAUCGGGUACAGCAAUGGUACAGCAAACGAUAUCUCAACCUCAUUCCCAAGGAACUGCUCCACAAGAACUUGAUGGUUCGUUGGUAGUCGCAAAUUCUGUUCCAGUUUCAUCAAAUGAAAACAAUUCACUACUGCAACAGCAAAUGCAGUACCAACAACAGGAACAGCAGCAAUUUAUGCAACAGCCAUUAGUUCAACAACCGAACUUUCAGCAGCAAAUGGCCCAUACUUCACAAGACGGAACACUGUUGCAUCAAACUGCAGCAUCGGCAAACUAUAAUGGUAACGCCAUUAUUGGUGCACAACAAGGACCUAAUAUUAUAGCACCAACUGGAACAUCUACCGUUGGAAGCGUGUCCACAUCGACUGGUGUGCAAGAUUCGAGUCCCGCUCCUGCCGUACAGGCUGCCCUACCGAAACGAUUGACAAACGAAAUGAAGAAACGUCGCAAUCAUCGUUCGACCGAGCGAAAUCCAAAACUGCACGUACUCGGGUACGAAAACAAUAUUAUCGAAUGCGAAAUGGAAAACCGACCAAAAACAAUUAAGUUUAAGUUUGACCCAAGCAAUGUUAACCCGGUCGAGGUGGCCCAAGAUCUAGUCAAACAAGAUCUAUUAAGCGAAUCACAGACAACGAUAUUCAUCGAAAUGGUUCGCGAUAUUCAACGACAACUAAAAGAGAAUCCAAACCAACUACCGAUCGCAUCACAAUGCUAUCGCCGCUCAAUGGAAAAGGUGCGCCAUGCGUCUCUAACACGUCAGCGUUCGAAUUUUAAAACACAUCAGAGACAUAGAUCUCGUGAUGAAACAUCGACUACCGCAGCAAACUUUACGCACAUUUUUGACCCAACCAUCAUCGAUCGUCAAGCGCUUGGAACAGGGAUAUCCAGUACCACUACAUCUUCGACAUCCUCGUCGCCGCUGUCCCAACAACAACUGAUCACAUCUUUAGUUACGUCGCAAACGAACGAUGAAGUAACUUCUAUCGAUAAAGCACAGUCCAGCGACGAAAAUGGCACUGAGGGUACCAAUGCUUUGUCGCCGCCGAUGCAAGACCAAGAACUUAAAAAUGGGAUGCUCGGUAACAGUGACGAUAACCAGCAAACGGCUGUUACCACCGUCUGCAUGAUAACUGACGAAGGUAUAAACGAUAAUAAUAGCAGUUGCGAUGAAAAUUCGCGUAAAGCAAGUACUGUUAGUACAGAUUAUACAUCGCACGAGAACACACCGGAAAACACAAUAACUUCGGGAAGCAACUUAAGCAUUCUGCAGCCUCGUUUAAGCCUCGGCGAACAGGACAGUUUGGGCGCAGCAGCAUCAUCAUCUGGCGAACGUCAAUUGACGGCAUCAAUGGUUCCAACCGAAGGAUUGUUAGCAUCAGAGGAAACUGAAACUAAUACAACGGUGACCAAUCUGCUUGAAGAAGCUCGUGAGAAUAUUUCUGCAUCCGCUCUAUCAUAUGCAAAUGUGGCGAGCGAUCCAGCUGUUGAUGCUUUACCUUCUACAGCCAUCACUAACCUUUCAGCGACGGAAUCUUCUAGUCAAAAUAUUAAUCAAUCUUCAUUGUCUAAUGUAAAUAAUGUCGAAAAUAGCAAGACAAAUGAAUUGAUGCAAGUUGGUGACGAAACAGUGCUUCCAGCCGAUGAAAGUAAAGUCGAAUCGCCAACCAACGAAGGGAGUAAAACACCAACAGUUACUCCCCAACUAAAAGAACGCAAACUCUCGCGUUUUUCCGUUACUCCCGUAAUUUUGCCGAACGCAGCAGUCAUUAGCGAACAACAAACGGACAUACUAAGUGUGGUGGAUUCUCCUAAACCUAUUCUUCCUAAUACUGGAAUAGAAACUCAAACUGAAUGUAUGCUAAAAAUGGUGGAUCCUUCAGCAGAACCCCUUGUUCAGCAGCAAACCUCAGACAAUACACCGUUUCAGUCUGGUUCGAUGGAAUAUGCUACACAAACUACGUCAUCUCAACUCACGCAGACCAUGGAAUCUGUGGAUCCGAACAUUCAAAAUGCCCUUAGCGAUGGUUUUCAACAGCAGCAACAUCAACAUGAGAUGUACCUUCAACAACAACCACUGGACAUGGCAAACCAUCAGCAACAGGCAUAUGCACAACAGAUAGCGAAUAAUUUCGAAGCAUCGGCGAUCCUGCAACAACAGCAACAACUGCAAUAUCAGAUGCAACAGCAGCAAUAUCAACAAAUCAAUAUUCAACAGACCAUCCUCCAGCAGCAACAGUUACAGUACCCUCAGCAACAAGGAACUAAUUUGAUGGUAGGUGAAGCCAAUCUGAUAGAUUGCGAUCAGCAACAGAUUCAUCAGCUGCAGUAUCAACAACAGCAGCAAUACCACCCGCAAUUACAACAGCAAUAUGCAACAGCAUAUAGCAAUAUGCAGCAACCACAAGUGAUCCAACAGCAGCAGCAGCAGCAAAUACAACAGAAUCAGCAAAUGAGGCCAGUAGAACAGACUGGUUUGAUGUCUGCACAGCUCUCUGUUGAUCAGGGUACGCGUGACGCGAUGGCUAACAGUAACCGAAUGCCGGAAACGUUGGAGCAGCUAAAAAUAGGUUUAGAAAACAUAACGCACGUUCACGUGAAUACGAAUAAAUCAAGCGGCUCGGCAAGCCUUUCUUCGCAGGCUAGCGCUACUGCAUUGUCCGCGAUGGUUUCUCCGCAUCCGGCUCCAUAUCCUGCCGAAUCAGGACUCUCGCAGCAAUUGCAACAUCCGCAGCAAGUAAUGUUUUAUCAGUCACAGGAAUUUGGUAGUUCGGAUGCGAACGGGGCAUCUUUAAACGAAAUGAACGAAGUUGCCGUCACAGGUGGUACUGUUGGUAAAGCUCAAGAAUAUAUCGUCGAAGGGACAAGCUACGCGGCUGUCGUUGCUGGCGAAUUUAUAUCACAGCCUGCUCAACAGCAAACCGGCGCAAUGCAAGAUUUAUCUAUCGUUGGAUCUCUCGAUCAAACGCAGCAGUACGUAUCAAGACGUACAUCGGCGGAGUUAAGCAACACAUCUAUUGGUAUGGUUCCAGAUUCAUCAGAACCAAGCAGUUUGAAGGAGUCGGUCGGCAUUGACAGCAUUGGUGUUGAUCGAGAAAAGCAACUAUCCAAUCAGGGAAGUGUGGAUCGCAUCGACAGUAGCGUUACCGGCCUUCAGUUGAAAUUGACACAGCUAACAGUUGGAACGGAUUCACCUCAAGCAGUCGCUGUGGGUGCCCCGGAUUACCAAUCAAACAUGCCGCUACAAACCCAUUCAGUAGUUACGAGCCCAUGUGUUGAUUCAAACGGAGAGAUGAAGGUUCCGAACGAACCAAAGCCAUUAAUUCGGAAAGUUUCGCGCUUCCACAUUCAACCCGUGCAGGAAUUACCACGUGCUGCUGAGCCACAUUCACCAGCAGUUAAUAUACAGCUAAAGCCAUUUGUAACGGUGCCGGACGAUGUUCAGACAAACACAGCUUUCUCAUCACCAACGGAUGAAAAAUCCUGCCAAACUUUCCCAAUGCAAUAUCAACAGCUACAGCAAAUUGUCCCGACGGCUGCAAUUGUCUGUGAAGUUCCAACAACAAACGAUCUGGAAGCCAAAUUAAAUCAAGUACUUCCGAAAACUCCAAACGUAGAAUCAUCAGCGCAGAACACCGGGAACAUGGUUUUGCAAGGAACCAUGCAACAAAUCGCACCUUCUUUAAAACCAUCGCAUGUUGUAUCGUCUUCGGUUAGCGCAACUUCGACAAUUCAGAUUGUACAGCAGCAGCAGCAGUAUCCUUCACAAUCGAUUACUAUACAGCAACAGCCACAGACACAAAUGCAAAUCAACGCACAUGUUCCACUACCGGCAAAUGUCGGUUCGCAACAUCCUCAAUCUCUUGUGGCCCCCCAAACGCUACAGCCACAACUUCCACCCGAGCCAAUUUUCAACAAUCCCGAUAUUGGACAAAAUUUGACCGCCAUCCAAACGCAUCUAUGCGGGCUGCAGUUUAUGCCAAGCGCCCGGCAACAACUACAGCUACUGCUGCAACGCCAACAUAUAGAGCACGAGGAGCUAAAAUUGCGCCACUUUCUAGAGCUGGAAAAGUUUCUAAAACAGCAAAAAGAGGACAUGAAAGUUCCUUCUGGUCUUGCUGCAUCCACCGUCCCGCACCCGAAUCAAACUCAGCAAAUGAUCUCAAAUCAGUCCUCCUCACAAUCCGUUGCCACGAUGUCAUCGGCUUCAGCUCCAGAAAUGAUGACGGACGUGACCUCGCCCACUGUGGUUUCAAUGAACAGUGCCGGAUACGAGAUGAACUGCCAAGGAAAACUGCCCAUGACGACAGCAUCAUCAUACAGCGCAAGCUGUAACACGGACAGUGGAGCUGGCAGUGCAACGGACACAGAUUUGGAACUAGAGACCUAUACAGCGACUGCUUCCAAUAGUAUAGAAGCGGCAACCAUGUUACAGCAGCACCAGCAGUUCCAACAUCAACCACAAAAUCCGCAGUUUCAACAGUAGCAAACAUAACACAGGAAUUAUAUGUUCGUAAAUAUAUCUAUAUGUAAGUAUUUCUUUAUGUAUCGGCCGAACAAUGUUUUAGUUGAGCAUGCGCGUGUUACGAAAUGUAAAUCAAGGGUUUCUCAUUAAUGUUUGAUGAAUUUUUUAUAAUUCAAUUUGAAAUUAAGUUGCUCCUACAGUUAUCUAAUUUUUCGGAUGCAAGUAAGGACGAACAAAAAUCAUCUGCAGGAUCGUGUACGACUAUUACUCUUACCACAAAAAUGAACAAUAGUGCAAUCAUUCAAUUUCUAUUAUUGUCCAAAAAUUGUUGAUGAACGUUCUUCAACGCUCGGUAGUGCUUCAAAUUUAGAUAUUUGGCACCGUUAUUCGUAUGUUCUGCUCCUCAAUUUCAUCCUACUUUUUAUUUCACCAUAUAGCAAAAGAAUAAAUGAUUACAUUCGUUAUAUUUUGCACAUCCAAUAGACUUUGAUGUAUAUUGACGUAAUACACAAAACAAAAUCUUUAUGUGCUUAAAUGUGUAUUGAAAGCAUAUUCUACAUGUAUGCCAAUUCAUUUUAACGACACACCUAUAACAUUAAGGGAAUCUAGCUUGAGUGGCUAUCAUAGCAUGGGUGAUGCUACACGCUGCUUGGCUAUUUGUUAAUACGUUCUAGUUUUGUUUUUCUUCUGCCGAUGUUGAGGCGACAUUGGCUGGGAAAAGAUGUUAAUAUCGAGAAUUUUAGACAAUUAAAUGAAUAUAAAAAAACAGUUAAAAGAAGCUGCACAAGAAGCUGUGUGUGAUUGUAAAAUGGAAAUGCUGGAAUCGAAAUAUUAUUGCUAAACGUAUCACUAUAGAACGGCAAAUCGAAAGUAAAGCGAUUGUAGCGAUGCAUACGGAAGUGUGUGAAAUGAUUGAUAGUAGCUAUAUGCCAUAAGAAAUGAACUGUAGAUUGUUUCUAUUGUUGUUCCAAUAUGCGUUCGAUUGCUACUGUUAGGGGAUCAAACAUGAUAAAAUGUUAAACAAUGCUGAUGUUUGAUGGACAAGCCACACUAAAGGGCAAGGAAAAAUAGAUGGUAGUGACGCCAAUUUGAAAGGAUAAACCUGUAUUAACUUCGUCUUCGGCAUAAAACAGAUCGCUCCCAUGUUGCGCAUAGGGAAGAUGUAAACGAAUUCAAUGUAAUUAAACAAAACGCGUGGCUCUAGGCGAUAUAGGCGACAGGACGAGUGAGUGAGUAAGCAAAGCAGCAAAAAUACCAAUAUAUGGGCUUACUUAUAAUAACAAUAGAGCAUGUUAUGCGGCAGGGUACCCCAAGUGUAGAAUAUUUGGGAAGUUGAAUGAAAAAAUAAUGUAGGAUAUGAUUCAAUCGAUGCUUAGUCGAAGAUAUCUGGAUCGCAUGGUACACGUCCACAAAGCUGAAAAGAAAUGGCUUACCCACGAGAAAUGUAUAAGCAGAGUGUUUGGCAACGUUAUGAUCCACGUUUCACACAGGGUCACGCUAAAAUUUACUGUAUUAUAUUUUAUUCAACGUAAUUAAGAUAUUAAAUAUCUAUUCACAUCCCGCUAAAUGCAUAGAAA
Molecule: messenger RNA, 10096 nt
Organism: Anopheles moucheti
Lineage: Eukaryota; Metazoa; Arthropoda; Insecta; Diptera; Culicidae
Exons: 9
Coding region: 15-8540 (2841 amino acids)
Biological process (GO): protein phosphorylation; monoatomic ion homeostasis; positive regulation of sodium ion transmembrane transporter activity
Cellular component (GO): cytoplasm
Molecular function (GO): protein serine/threonine kinase activity; chloride channel inhibitor activity; potassium channel inhibitor activity
Source: RefSeq, a predicted model, not a curated record